Messenger RNA from Penicillium paradoxum, 2604 nucleotides. Its product is annotated as MINDY family deubiquitinase. Lineage: Eukaryota; Fungi; Ascomycota; Eurotiomycetes; Eurotiales; Aspergillaceae. The transcript has 3 exons. Gene Ontology annotation, molecular function: cysteine-type deubiquitinase activity; K48-linked deubiquitinase activity; cysteine-type carboxypeptidase activity. Gene Ontology annotation, biological process: protein K48-linked deubiquitination. The record is from RefSeq and is a predicted model, not a curated record. Gene Ontology annotation, cellular component: cytosol; cell periphery. Bases 1 to 2604 code for a protein of 867 amino acids.
AUGGGCCUGCGCAAACAGCCCCCACCGCGCCUGGAGAACAUUAGCAAGUCAAAUGCUCGAUUGAACGCACGUUCACCCAUAUCACCAAGCUCCGCAUCCCCUCACGGUCCAACUCGUUUGAACCGGUUUCCUUCGGACGAGUCUAUCUACUCUCCCGACCUCAAUACCUCACCCGCCUUUGACCUGAUGCCGCUCGAAGAGGCACAACGGUCACCAGUGGGCUCUCCCACCAGCCGCCCACCUAAUUCAAUGCCAGACAACCAUGAAAAGGUGGAUCAUAGCCACCCCAGUCAGUACAGUCAGCUACAGGAGCCAUCCCGAGAACCUGCGAAUAACAACGCGCUCUGGGUACCGCCUGCGUUGAUGCCAGGUCAACAGCCUGGGGCGGCCGAGAAUCUGUGGCGUCCAAUCUCCAGCAAUAGUGAUGGAUCAACUGGGGAUUUCCCGGUACAGCUACAAUCAAAUAACCCAUUCUUGAAGCCCAGGUCGGUAGAUCGUACCGAGGAUCUAUUGGCUCGCAAUGAGUGGGGCCGUGAUUCACAUGCAACUUCGAACAGUGAGCCCCUGGGCCAAACCGAGGGCUAUAUACCGAUGACUGCCCGGCUAUCUCUUUUAGAUGAACCAGAACAAGAAUCCCCGUGGACCGAGAAUCCUCAUCCCCAUCCUCAUUCUCAGCAACAACUUGUUAUGGGCGACCGCAGCCUGAAUGAUAGCUCGGUUUGGGGAUCUCAACAGUCCAUCAAGAUCUCGGCCCCUCAAGAGAUAUAUCUACAAGGAAUCCAGUCUAAUCCAUACUCUCCGGAGGUUGUUGUGCAGCCAAUUGAGUAUGAUCGUGUUCAUGCACUACAUUCUCAUCCAUCUAAUGUAGGCAUGCUCGGGUCCGAGGCUGGGAUCAACACCCCUUCCGCUGCCCUUUCCAGCGCAACCUCCGCCACCUCCCAUGAACUGAUAGAUUUGAAUGCAUCGGGCAACACCCGCGAUUUGGGGGUCGAAACUGUGUCUCAUGCUGCGUCGUCGAUGUGCUCAGAACCAGUCGCGAACGGAGCUGGGCUUGUGUCAGAUGCAAAAGAUGCGGCGUCCUCUACGGUGCAAGAGUGGACGACAACAGGAAAGCAACAGCAAAAGUCACAGCCGACUCCCGUACCAUCCACAGAAGAGGCCGCGCGACAAAAGGAACAAAGAUCAGAAACGUAUACUAUUCGGUCUGUCCGAUGGACCGAUCGGAGCGGCCAACUGGUCGAAUCUCCGAUUCUGGUUCAAAAUCAAAAUGGACCGUGCCCGUUGCUCGCUCUGAUAAAUGCUCUGGUGCUGCAGGCAGACUCUAAGGCCGAACCGCCAAUUGUCAGAGCUUUGUUGACCCGCGAGCAAAUUUCUUUAGGACUUUUAAUCGAGGCAUUGUUCGAAGAAUUGACAACUUGCCUAGGCCCCAAUGAAGAAUUUCCAGAUAUCGAGGCUCUCACACGAUUCCUUACCAUGCUACAUACUGGCAUGAAUGUUAACCCACGUCUAAUUAUGGACGAUACUGAAGGCUUUGGCACUUUCCUUCAAACCAGUGACCUUCAACUAUACAGCACGUUUCGCAUACCCUUGAUUCAUGCUUGGCUAGCUCCUUGGUCCAGUUCCUCCUACGCGGCAAUGUCGCGAACUGCCCAAUACUACGAGGAUAUCCAGAUGCUCCCAUUUCGCAAGCAAGAAUUUGAAGAUCGAGUCACACGAGGUGAACCUUUAACUCCCGAGGAAGAGAGCACCAUGGAGGACAUCCAAACCAUCCAGCGAUUUGUAGAAAUCGAAAAUGCGACACAGUUGAGUCCCUUCGGUUUGACACAGCUCUCAACUAAACUUGCGCCCGGUUCCGUUUCAAUACUUUUCCGCAACGACCAUUUCUCAACCUUAUACAAACACCCACAAUCCCACCAAUUGUAUACUCUGGUUACCGAUGCCGGCUAUGCAGGCCAUGCCGAAGUUGUCUGGGAAUCUCUAGUUGACGUGACCGGAUUCAACACAGAAUAUUACUCCGGCGAUUUCCGCCCCGUUGGCGCUGGCCCGUCGGCCUCAAGUGGUCUCGCGGGCCCCCGAACAUCCAGCGCGCCAGCCAACUACUCCCAGGCUUCAAAUGGAUCAUCAGAGUCCCCUGAACCAAGUCAAGAGCAGAGUGAUGCAGACUAUGCAUACGCGCUCUCACUCCAAUUUCAAGAAGAAGAGCAACGUGAAAGCGCUAGGAAUGAGCAGACCAGUGAUGCUCGCGCUUCUGCCCCGAGCAAUUCUUCCAGCCGACCAUCACCUUCACCUCGCUUGAGCAAUGUGCCUCAUCGGACUUCAAGCGUUACCAAUGCGCUCGGUUCUCAAAGUGGGCCUCAUCCUCACCACGGCCCCGACCCCGACGACCCGAAUGCCCCGCCACCGCCGUAUGAACAAGCCGCCGGUGGGCCACGCUAUUCGCCCCCUGAUCGAAGGCCAUACGGCGGAGCCCAAGGAAAUCAGUAUCCCGGACACCGAAAUUCACGUUACCAAACCCCAUCAUACUCCCACCGGCCACGCCCUUCUGUAUCCACUGGGGGUGAUCGAAUGAGCAAAGAUCGGAACAAAGACUGCAUCGUGAUGUGA